Messenger RNA from Musca domestica (house fly), 2673 nucleotides. Its product is annotated as tachykinin-like peptides receptor 99D. The record is from RefSeq and is a predicted model, not a curated record. Gene Ontology annotation, biological process: G protein-coupled receptor signaling pathway. Bases 647 to 2671 code for a protein of 674 amino acids. NCBI's taxonomy places the organism in Eukaryota, Metazoa, Arthropoda, Insecta, Diptera, Muscidae. The transcript is spliced from 11 exons. Gene Ontology annotation, cellular component: plasma membrane. Gene Ontology annotation, molecular function: tachykinin receptor activity.
AUUCAAAAAAAAAAAAAAAAAAAAGAAAAAACUUCAAACGUACCGAUUUAUAACUGCAAAAGUAUUAAGAUUUAAAGCAAAUUAGGAACAACACCAAAAAUAGAAAAUAUGGAAGCAUUUAAAAAACAUCUGCACGAACAUUGUUACUACCAGGCCUGCAAGGCAGUUGUUCCAAAAUAAAAAAAAACAAGCAGUCGUUGUGGCCUUAGGUCUCUGAAGUUAAGUGGUGACAACAACACUUUCGCAGCUGACACUGGCACUGACACAUUGGAUGCAGCUCAACAGCAGCACCACAAAACAUUAGCAACUAAAUCAAUGUUAAUCUCCAAGUGCCAGCAUCACUAACGACAAAUAACACAACAAGAACAACAGCAAUAAACAGGAAUCUAUUUGGUGAGUGGUCCCAGUCGUCAUCUCGUCGUCCUCGUCAUCAUCAUCAUCAUCAUCAAUGGCAGAUGUUGUAGUAACGGUAAAAUAGAUUUAAAAGCAAUUUACGCCAGCAACGACAACGUCUAUAUUAGCCAACAUCAUUGGAAAAAAUUGCUGGAACAACUUCCGUGCAGAGGAGGCAGAAGCGAGAGGUUAGCAAAACAUAAAUCUCACUCUCACUCCCUGCGUAUAAACGUUUCCAUUACCAUUGACUAAUAUGCUAGAUCUUAACAUUCCCACGGUGAAUACAAUCUCCGCCACCAUUUCACCCUAUGAUGCUGAAAUAUUUCAACAGAAUCGUCAUCACAUUGCCGAGACAGCAGCAGCUAAAAUGUUAGCAACAAUGUUCUUCGAUACUCCCCCGACCACACUGCCUCUACCACAGGCUGAGAGUGGAAUUAAUCUAACACAACAGCUGACGGACACUCUGCUGGACCCCAUGGCAACGGCAACGGCAACUGGUGGCACGACCUCAUCGGCCUCAUCCCAGUUAUAUCCCUUGGUAAAUGUUGCUAGCAAUUUCGUUUACGAUUGGUGCAAUCAAUCGUUGUAUCCACAGUCAUCCUCUGCAGCAGCUUAUUUCGCCUCCAGUGACGGUAAUUCAAAUAGUCCAAGUGGUUACAACUGUUCGCUGCUCUCGAGCACAAAUGGCUGGAAUACAUCGAGUAAUGAUACAUAUAUUGACAUUUCCUUCAUAUUGCCAUGGUGGCGCCAGGUCCUGUGGAGCAUCCUGUACGGUGUUAUGGUCAUUGUGGCGACUGGUGGCAACUUAAUCGUUGUAUGGAUUGUCAUAACAACAAAACGGAUGAGAACUGUAACCAAUUACUUUAUAGUGAAUUUAUCAAUAGCCGAUGCGAUGGUGUCGAGCCUUAAUGUCACGUUCAGUUAUAUUUACAUGCUGGACAAUAAUUGGGCUUUCGGACAGCUUUACUGUAAAAUAUCGCAAUUUAUUGCAACUCUCAGCAUAAGUGCAUCGGUAUUCACUCUGAUGGCGAUAUCAAUCGAUAGGUAUGUGGCCAUAAUGAAGCCUUUGAAACCACGUAUGAGCAAACGCAGUAAUUUGGGUAUUGCCGCCGUUAUCUGGAUAGCCUCGGCCAUAAUAUCGUGUCCCAUGCUCUUGUUCUACACCACCGAGGAUAUUUCCAGCAAGGAUGGCAUACGGACGGUUUGCUUUCCUGAAUGGCCGGAUGGUACAAUGAAUCAUUCCAACCAAGAGUAUAUCUACAACAUAUUAUUUAUGAUACUCACAUAUUUUCUACCCGUCAUAUCAAUGACCGCAACCUAUUCGCGUGUGGGACUGGAGCUGUGGGGUUCCAAGGCCAUUGGUGAAUAUACACCGCGUCAGGUGGAGAAUGUAAAAAGUAAACGUCGUGUGGUUAAAAUGAUGAUGGUUGUGGUUUUAAUAUUUGUCGUCUGUUGGCUCCCAUUUCAUGCAUAUUUCAUUGUGACUUCCUGCUAUCCGGCCAUAACUGAGACACCCUUCAUACAGGAGGUGUACCUGUUCAUAUAUUGGCUGGCAAUGAGUAAUUCCAUGUACAAUCCGAUUAUAUACUGUUGGAUGAAUUCGCGGUUUCGCUUUGGCUUCAAAAUGUUUUUCCGCUGGUGUCCAUUCGUUCAUGUUGGCGCUGAAAGUCUAAAUCGUCGUGAUAACCUGACAUCACGUUAUUCAUGCUCCGGUUCACCCGAUCACAAUCGCAUCAAACGUAAUGAUACUCAACGCUCGUUUCUCUACACCUGCCCUGGCUCACCAAAAAGUCGUCGCAUUUCCCACUGUGGUAUCCUUCGUAGUUCAACAAUUUUAACAACUCACCGUGACAGCAGCCGUCACUCAGCACCCAUAACAACUACAACAACAAUGGUCCCAAACACUUGUAAUAUAAGUGGCGGCAAUUAUUCACAGCAUCACCAACACCAUCUACAUCAUCAUUCGCAUCCACAUCAUCACGGUUCGUAUCACCAACGGAACAGUGUCAAGUUGGCCAACAGUGUCAACAAUUCCCAUGAAUUGGCAUCGUUGACCGGUAAUGGACCCCUGCACUUGUAUGCGGCCAACAACUCCAAGGAAAAGCUGCUAAAAUCAAAUCUACGGCCGAAUGGUAAAUGGACAAUGGCAACAACAACAAUAGCGGCCACAACGGGGACACCGGCAACGAAUGAGAAUGUGGUUGGGACAUGUCCGUCGGCGUUUAAUGGUGUAAGUGAUACAAAUUAUUUGGCCAAUCGAACGGCUUUAAUGUCUUGACA